Messenger RNA from Caenorhabditis bovis, 4326 nucleotides. The record is from the annotation of a GenBank genome assembly. Lineage: Eukaryota; Metazoa; Nematoda; Chromadorea; Rhabditida; Rhabditidae.
AUGCGGUGGUCUAUAACUACACAUAUAAUCAGUUUAUUCACGAUAUUUUUAACAGUGGAAGCGAGUCUCGAAUGCGACCCAACAUCGAAUGUCAAAAAACCGGAUCCGGAAAGUCCAGAAGCCUAUCUUUAUUGUAACUUGGAAGGAUCAUUUUCAAAGCGAAAAUGUGUUAGCGGAAAAAUUUUCAACGCCGAGACUGGCGAGUGCGAUAGUCUCAUGCAAUCCGAUGACCCGCUCGACGACAUCCUAUCCCAGCCUUUCUAUCAAGCUCCAGAUGAUCUUUGCGGAGCUGGCAUCCCAUUAACAAUUCUUUCCGCACCGGUCACCUGUAACCCGUCAAUCAGUAGUUGUCCAGAUGGUUACACUUGCCAGUAUUAUGAAAGAACCGGAUCGAGCUAUUGUUGCCAGAAUCCGACGCCUUCGGCCAAGUCAUCUGACAAGAUCAAUUGCGGCGAUGGCCGAGUCACUUACGUUGAUAUUGCGAACGGAAGGCCAAAAUCAUGUGUGCUCGCUGAUGACGACUCAUGCCCAUCGGGAUUUGCUUGCACAUUGGUUUCCGGUUCGACAACCAGAUGUUGCGCUAGAGAUUUGGGAUGCCCUAUCAACUCAGCUCCACAGUUGAAAGGAACCUCGAUGAGCCACGUCGAAUGCUCACCAAAUGAUAGCCGAGCAUGCCGCAAUGGAUAUGUCUGCAGUAAGAGCCAGUAUUUGAAUCAAUUCAUCUGUUGCUCGAAUCCCGAUGGCGGUAUCAUGGGCUCGUGUCCAAGCGGUGAAGCGCCACUUGAGAACAUUCAAUGCUCUGAUAUCAAGCCAUGCCCAAAUGGAUUCACCUGCAACGAUCGCAAGUGUUGUCCGUUCGGAAGUGUUUGUCCUGCCGGUGUACCAUUAGACAAUAGGCCAAUGAAGUGCAGCGAAAACUCGCCUUGUCCGGAUGGUCAUUCAUGUGUUAGCAAUGGUGGAAUUCAAUACUGCUGUCCAGCAAAAGAAAAAGUUUGCUCGCUAACGAAGAAUGUCGGUGUGCCAUGCGCGUCGAACAUCAAACCCGUUACGCGUUACUAUUUCGACAUCACCACGGCAACGUGUAGAUCAAUGAAAUUCACGCAAUGCGGUGGAAACGCCAAUAAUUUUGGUUCGUUGGAGGAAUGCGAGGGAUUCUGCGUUGAUACUCAAUGCCCCAAUGGUCAAGCUCAUCGCGUCGGAGCUGUUAACGCGAACUGCGCGUUGACUUCCGCAGACACUUGUCCUAAACAACACUUCUGCCAGUUGCCAUUAUUCGGACCGAGCCCCAUUUGUUGCCCAACUCCGGAACUCACAUGCAAUGAUAUGGUUUCCGCGGGAACGCCAUGCUUUGGAAGAACGCUGACAAUUCAGAGAUAUUAUUUCAAUCCAUCAACUCAAAAAUGCCAACCGUUCCAUUAUUAUGGAUGCAAUGGAAAUGGUAACAAUUUCGAAACAAUCGAGCAAUGCCAGAACUUCUGCUUGCACUCGGCUGAUUACGUUUGCGACGGGCAUGUGCCUUUGAUGAACCCCAAUCAUGAACUGCAACGAUGCAGUGAUGAUGAUCCAUGCCCGACUGGAUAUGAGUGCAAUGAAGCCGCGUAUUGUUGCCCACUUCCCGAAAACUCAUGCAAUGCAAAACUUUCGCGAGGCAACUCUUGUAAGGGAUCGACACAGCGAAGCAUGUGGUUUUAUGAUAAGAAUAAGAAGCGAUGCGCGCAGUUUGUUUACAAUGGUUGCGACGGAACCACCAACAGAUUCACCACAAAAACGGCAUGCAUUGAAACGUGCAUUCAUUCAAGUACCCAUGGAAUGUGUCCGAGAGGAAUGUCGCCGUUUGUUGAAGAAGGUGAAAUUGUUCCCAAGACUUGCACCUUGAAUGUUGGAAAGACUUGUCCAUCAGGCACCUCUUGCGUCAAAUCUUCAACUAAUCAGCCAAUCUGCUGCCAGGCGGUCACAUCAUGCCCGAAUAGUCGUAUCCCAUAUCUUAUUCCAGGAUCGAACUCUGUUGUUGCUUGCUCCCGCGAACGCGACGAUUGUCCUGAAGACUUUGAAUGCGUUGAGUCUAGCUCCGUCCCAGGAUUCCAUAUGUGCUGUUCAAGAAAUCAAGCAUCAUCAUUGCGACCACAGAGACCAAUCGCUCCGGCAAAACCGCGAAACCGCAAACCAUACGAGCCCGAUUCAUUUGCCGAACUUCUCUCAAAUAUCUCUCCAUGCCCGCCAAAUCUCUUGAGCAACGGCCAGACAUGCACAGUCAAUUCUAUUGGUGACUGCCCAAACAAUCAUGUGUGCUUCCGCGAGCUCGGCUAUCGACAAGGAACUUGCUGUAGAACGACACCGCCAAAAUGCAGUCAGCGAGGAUACGUGCCGGUGUUUCUUGACAAAACCCAAGUUCAAGUAUGCCAAGUCGAUCUCGAUGGAUGUCCGGAUGACUCUCGAUGCAUGACUUCAAGCGUUGCGAAACUUGCCAUCUGCUGCCAGAAAUACAAACCACCACAGCCUUCUAGCCGGCCUGUUGGCGGCAUUAAUCAAGGUUCGGCUGGAAACCGACACCAAGCAGUUUGUGCCAACGGAGAAACUCCAUAUAGAGGAAGCAACAAUCAAUUCCAAGAAUGCAACUUUGUUAGGAACACAUGUCCAUCUGGCUUCCAAUGCGAGUUUGCUUCAACUGGACAAGCUGUGUGCUGUGGGAACUCAAAAGUCAUCCGCUGUCCAGCCGGAUCUUCAGUGUUUGAAUAUGGAGGAAGACCACUAGCCUGUCCAGCCGGAAGUAACAAAUGCCCUGAUGGAUAUUCCUGCAUGCCUUCCACCAAUCCACAACAUCAUCUGUGCUGCUCUUCCGAAGGAACUGCUAACAAGCAGCCACAAUGCUUGCGCGGAAUGGCUUACGUCAAUCCAGUCACCAAUGAGAGACAAUAUUGUUCACCAAUGCGCGCUGACUGCCCAGCUGGUUAUACUUGCUUUGAAUCUGACCAAUCUUCACAAUUCAUUUGCUGUACUCAUGGUGAUUUGAGCGAUCGCUUCCGAGGAUACUGCCCGCCACGUCAAAUUCCAUAUAUCUCUAGAGAUGGCUUCCCACCAACAUGCCAUAUGCAAUUGUCACCAUGCCCAACUACGGCUCCAUAUGUCUGCAUCUAUUCGCCCGAGAAACAAGAUUCGUAUUGUUGUGCCCCAAUUGAUACCGCUGUUCACGUUGUUCAUCCAGAUCGUGGAUAUGCAUCACCAGCAAAGAAAAUUGAUGAAUUUGAAACUGCCGCCGAGCUCUUUGGUAAACCACGUUCCAAUAUCCCUGGAAUGACUCAAACAUUCCCAGGAGGACCACCGGCUCCAGGAAUGGGGCCUGUUGCAAUUCCAGAUCCAAUUCCCGGAAUUGAUCCCACAAAUAUUUUGCCGCCAGCAUUAGCACAAGCCGAAAUGGAAAAGAAGAUUCGCGAACAAUUUUCGGGUAUGGCUGUCGGUGGAAAUAUCAAUAUUCCAGAGAGCAAUCAAUUCAACGACAUGUCAUCAAAGAGUGGAUGCCCAUUAGGAUCAAGACCGCUGAUUGGAUUUAACCAGCAGAUAACAGAGUGCUCUCAACAGCCAUGCCCUGAUGGAUUCUCAUGCGUCUUUGCUGAACGCGACAAUCGAUUCCAGUGCUGUUCUUCAGUUUCUAUCAUGCUCGCGGUUAACAAACCUGUUAACAAGCAGACCACACCUUCACCAUCAGGAACCGUCGAGUGCCCUCCAGGCUUCUUCAUGUUCGAAGGAAAGUGUUUGAAGAUUCUGUUUGCCGGUCAAAAGGGUUGCAUCACUGAUGAUCAAUGCAGCAGCCGCGAAGCCAAUGCGACUUGCGAGGAAGGUUAUUGUAUCUGUCCAACAUCCAAACCAUUGGUCCAUGGAGGAAAGUGUAUUGCUAGCUGCCCUGAAGGAUUCUCAAACAUCGCCGGAAGGUGCUACGAUCCGACUACUGUGAUUUUCAUGGACUCUGUCGAUGAGAGAAAGAAUGGCACCAUUGGAGGUUAUUGUUUGGAAACGCUUAUCGAAGAAAAGAGAUGUGAUGUUGAAAACAGCUAUUGCUCCGAAAAGACAGUCACUUGUCAAUGCCAAUUGGGAUAUGAGUUGAAAAUGGACUUUGAGAAUAAGAACGAUAAGGGAAAAUGCGUCAAGGAUAACAACUCCAAAUUUCAUGAUCUAAAAGCAGCAACAGAGUCGCCAUUUGAUGAUGAGCUCUAUUUUAUUGAUAUAAGCUCAAUGGGAUCAGAUUCUGCCUUAAACGACACUGGAGUUGAAAACGAGGACCUUAACAAGUAUUUGUUCCAGUCUGACGAAAUGAUUCCAGUCUUUGCUUAA